UGGACUCGUUGUCGUUUUCUUGUUUGGAUCUUCUUUUACAAAAAAGAAAAGAACUUAACCCAACAUAAAGCUUUUGUGGCUGAAGAAAAAGAACAGAGAAAAAUAGAAAAGUAUAUUCGAACACAGCACUCUUUCGAAGGGCUAGAGCGUGUUGGGGGUUGCGAGGAAUUAAAUAUUUCUGCUUUGCAGCUCACUUGGACGCUGUUUCUGAGCAAUGAGAUCCUAUAAUAGCAAGGCACAGGUUAUCAAGAUUAAAUUUGGAGAUACUCUCAAGCGUAUGAAAGUACCUUACUCCUAUAUGGGCAUGACUGAUUUGAGGAGAACGAUCCGUGAUUUAUUUAAAUUCCCUGCUGAUGCUGACUUUAUCUUGACAUAUGUUGACGAAGAUGGUGAUGUGGUAACACUUUUUGAUGAUGAUGAUCUGUUUGCCGCGGUUAAUCAGAGCUUUAAAGCCGUGAAGAUCUAUGUGCAACUAAGCAACAACAAUGCUCAAUCUGGUGGAAGCAGCAUUUCUACCCAACGUCUUACUUCUCUUCAAACCCAGCAUCCAUAUCCGAAGAUCGAUGCCGGUGUUGUUGCUAAGGUUUCAAAAUCAGUGCUGCAACAGCUCCGGGAAGCACUUCUGCUACAUGAAGCACUUUCAAAGAUUUCGGAGGAUAUGAUUUCUAAAGCUGUCUCUGAUCUAGUUCUUGGUGAGCUUGUUGAUUUCAUAUCAAAGACCGCACAGACCUACCUCAAUCUGGAUUCACAAACUCAUUCUGGUAUGGAUUCAACUACGCAGAAUGUUGGUCAUGGCGAAGGGGACGAAGCUGGGUGCCAAUGAAUCGUGCAAGAGUUUGGUUUUACGCUGACAGAAAACAACAAAUCAAGUAAUGAAUAUCAAGCUGCGUACGUGCUGUAAUAGAUAUCACAGUGGGAAGAAGGAUUAUAUAUAUAUAUAUAGUAGAAACUUGGUGUUUGUAAUGGAAUGAUUCGCUUUUUCUCAAGGGCAACUUGAUAGAACAACAUGCCAUGAUGAUAUAUAUGCGUGUGUGAUGUAUUGUAUUGUUGGUAAUAUGGUGAUUUUAUUCUAUUGUGCCUUAGUUUUCA
Messenger RNA from Carya illinoinensis, 1089 nucleotides. RefSeq names its product protein NBR1 homolog. The record is from RefSeq and is a predicted model, not a curated record. The coding region runs from base 215 to 823 and encodes 202 amino acids. Gene Ontology annotation, molecular function: protein binding. The transcript is spliced from 3 exons. Lineage: Eukaryota; Viridiplantae; Streptophyta; Magnoliopsida; Fagales; Juglandaceae.